Tricharina praecox is the source of this 1497-nucleotide messenger RNA. RefSeq lists its product as uncharacterized. The record is from RefSeq and is a predicted model, not a curated record. The transcript is spliced from 6 exons. Lineage: Eukaryota; Fungi; Ascomycota; Pezizomycetes; Pezizales; Pyronemataceae. The coding region runs from base 186 to 1412 and encodes 408 amino acids.
UAAGUACAUUACUUUUAACUGCUCGCCAUCAUUUAUUCGAUUAACGCAACAACGACGUGCUGUGUAUUUAAACUCAUUCCCGGUCCGGUCACCCGUUUUGUUUUCCCGUGUCUUCUGAUCAGGCUGCAUUGGAAUCCUUUCAGACUACAUACAUUACAAAAAGCUACAUUCAUUACAUUACAACGAUGGAGAAUGAUAACGAGCAAACAGCACUUCCGUACCACCCCUCGCACGAGUCCCAUCUGCUCCGCGUGCAGAACGACGGCUUCGAGAUCGAUCCCGACGAGAAGUACCUGCCCGAAGAAUUCCCGAAGGUCAUCGAGUCGCCGCUCGUCUGGAAGGGCGAGGAGGUGGCGGCCACGCCCGAACGGUGGAUCCUCCAGCUGAGCAAGGACGAUGUGGAUGAGAUCAAAGGAGCGAUGGAAGUGUUUCUAGACACGGGUGCACUGUUUAAGGAAAUCUCGCCCGCGACGUUCUCGCUGAGUCCCGAGUUACGGGAGCGCCUUGCGAAGCUCCGAGACUCGCUGUACGACGGAUUGGGAUUCGGCCUGAUUAAAGGCCUCAAUUCUCGCGACUACACCAUGAAGGAGAACAUCGUCAUCCACGCGGGUCUGACCAGCUACUUCGGUAGCAAGCGGGGGUACAUGGGGGCUCAGGGGAACGACGUUCUGGCGCACAUUCGGAACAUCCAGCAGCACUUCCCGGGGCAAGAUAUCGUGUCCCCAUCAUUCACGAACGCGGCAAUGACAUUCCACACCGACCUCGGCGACAUCGUCUCCAUCUUCACCGCGAGCAAGGGCACCUCCGGCGGCGCGUUCCGCAUCGCCAGCGCCUGGAAUGUCUACAACGUGUUACGCGCGACCCCCUACACCCCGACAAUCCCCUCGUACCAAAAACCGCUGCUGCACUUCCACGCGGGACGGGUGCUACUGCAAUCCUUCCGGCGGCCAUUCACGGGCUUCGGCGGCACCGCGCGAAACUGGGCGCUGGACACACUGCACUUCGCCGCGCUAAACAGCUCCCUCACCAUCAACUUCGCAGACGGCGACCUCUGCGUCUUCAACAACCUCGCGCUGCUGCAUGCUAGGGACCAGCACGAGUCGCCGUCCACGUCCCACUCCGAGUCCCACCCCGAGUCCGCGCCCGCGCCCGCGUCUGUGUCUGUGUCCGCGCCCGAGUCCACGUUCGCGACCACGUCCGCGUCCGAGUCCGGGGAAGCGAGUGCGCGCCACCUACUGAAGAUGUUUGUCCGCGACGACGACGCGGAAAGGGCGUGGAGUAUCCCACCCGUGGUACAGGAUCAGUGGGAUGAGCUGUACGGAAGUAGAACGGACCCGCGGACCGAGGACUUUCCGUUCGAUUAUCCGCGCGGCGGGACGGUGCCGAAUUAUGGGUGGAGUCAGAAUGGUUGAAUCGGGGAUGACGGGGGGUGAACGGAGGGCGGGGUGUGAAUGGGGGUGGGACGGACGGGGUGAGGCGACGGGGGCUAAUGACGGG